AGAAACACCCUAAUUCAUAUCUCUCUCUCUCUCUUCACUCUUCUAAAUUUUCUUCUCUCUCUAAGAAAACAAAAUAAAAAAGAAUAAGAAUAAGAAAGAGAGAUAAGAAAAAGAAAAGCAAGAUUGGUUCAUCUUCUUCUUCCUCUUCUCAACAUUUUUAUAUUCUGGUAAUUGUUCAUACAAGAACACCUUUUUUUUUUUUCAAGAAGGAACAAACAAACAAACAACAAGAGAAAUUUUCAUUUUCAUAUUUUUUUUCCUAAAAAAAAACAUUUUCUUUCCCCAGGAGAUUGUUUUUCUUAAUUGAAGAUGAGAGAUUUGGUGUCAUGUUUCAGCGAAAACUCAAUAAACGUGACACAUCCAUUAUCAUUAUCAACAUCAUCAUGUUCAAACUACAACACAAGUAACGCUUGUAUCUCUCCAUCUCUCAUACCAUCCAUACAAACCUCCAUCACAAGCAUCUACAGAAUCACUCUACAAUCCAAGCAUCUCAUCAUCAAAGUCACAUGGUGCAACAAGAUCAACCCCUCACAGUUCAACAACGGUCUCAGCAUCUCCGUUUCCUCCGCAGAUCAAAACCCUUCCAUGUCUCUCAAACUCAACACUUCUUCUCGCUUCUUCCGCAAGAAAAAAGGCAACAAAUCCGUCGACUCCGAUCUCGGUAAAAUCGAGGUUUUCUGGGAUCUUUCUUCAGCCAAGUACGACUCCAUCAUGUGUGGCCCUGAACCGAUCCAAGGCUUCUACGUUAUCGUCCUCGUAGAUGCUCAGUUAGGUCUCCUCCUCGGAGACUCCUCUGAAGAAACUCUCAGGAAAAAGGGUUUCUCUUUCGGUUUCGACUCGGGAAAGUCUCUGAUCUCUCGACAAGAACACUUCUCCGGGAACAGUUUUUACUCAACUAAAGCUAAGUUCGUUGAAUCAGGAGAUGCACACGAGAUCGUGAUCAGAUGUAGCGCGGAGAAAACAGAGGGUUUGAAACAGAGCAGUACACAUAAUCAUCAUUCCCCUGUUCUCUCUGUUUGUAUCGAUAAGAAGACGGUUACGAAAGUGAAGAGGCUUCAGUGGAAUUUCAGGGGGAAUCAGACGAUUUUCGUUGAUGGGUUGCUUGUGGAUCUGAUGUGGGAUGUUCAUGAUUGGUUCUUUAGUAAUCCUGAAGGUUGUGGGAAAGCUGUGUUCAUGUUUAGGACAAGGAAUGGUUUAGACAGUAGUAGCAGGCUUUGGUUGGAAGAGAAGAUGGUUCAGAAAGAUGAAGUUGAUUUCUCUCUCCUCAUUUACGCCUGUAAGACUUGAAGAAAAACUAAUUUCUUCUUUUUUUUCUUUGUUUUGAGAUUUGUAAGGAAAUGUUUAUUGGUUAUGUUUUUUUUCAAUAUUUGAGAGAUUUUAUGGGGGUUUUUUUUUUUUACAUUUUCUUCUUGAAAGGAGUAUAGAUUUUUCUUACAUUAUUCUUUUCUUGGAGUUGUGAUUUAAUAUUUGAGAGAUUCCACAAUCUGAAUCUCUUCUUAUAGGAACAUUGAUGAUAUGCUA
Eruca vesicaria subsp. sativa (arugula) is the source of this 1521-nucleotide messenger RNA. The record is from the annotation of a GenBank genome assembly. NCBI's taxonomy places the organism in Eukaryota, Viridiplantae, Streptophyta, Magnoliopsida, Brassicales, Brassicaceae.